Messenger RNA from Trachemys scripta elegans, 3663 nucleotides. RefSeq names its product zona pellucida sperm-binding protein 1-like. The record is from RefSeq and is a predicted model, not a curated record. Gene Ontology annotation, cellular component: egg coat. Gene Ontology annotation, biological process: prevention of polyspermy; binding of sperm to zona pellucida. The transcript is spliced from 23 exons. Bases 76 to 3663 code for a protein of 1195 amino acids. NCBI's taxonomy places the organism in Eukaryota, Metazoa, Chordata, Testudines, Emydidae. Gene Ontology annotation, molecular function: acrosin binding; structural constituent of egg coat.
CCCAGUCCCAUAGCUUCCUCUUUCUUGUAUGAGAAGUGGCUGCUGGGCAGGGUUUUGCUAGCAGCUCCUGAAACCAUGGGGCUGGGCUGUAGGUAUUUUGUGAGCUUAGUGCUGCUCUGGUCCCUGGGGACAGCCCUUGGGCAGGGGGACUUCCUUGGGAUCAGUUUCUCUGUCUUGCAGCGUGGGUAUGAGUAUGACUGUGGAGACUAUGGGAUGCAGCUGUUGGUCUUUCCCAGCCCAGGCCGCACUGUCCGCUUCAAAGUUGUGGAUGAGUUUGGGACAGCCUUUGAGGUUACUAACUGCUCCAUCUGCCUCCACUGGGUCACAUCUCCCCAGGAAGGGGCGGUGAUCUUCUCAGCAGGCUACAAUGGCUGUCAUGUGCUGAAGAAGGAUGGCCGUAAUCACCUGCGGGUCCGUGUAGAAGAACUGCUGAGCACCAGGGCUGUUGCUGCCACCCGUGAUGUGAACAUGACCUGCCCCAAGCCCACUGAACAUGACUUAACUCCAGAGGAGACCAUGCGCUACGUGCCUCAGCCGCAGCCGGGCCUGGUGCGCCCGGUGCCUCAGCCGCAGCCGGGCCUGGUGCGCCCGGUGCCUCAGCCGCAGCCGGGCCUGGUGCGCCUGGUGCCUCAGCCGCAGCCGGGCCUGGUGCGCCCGGUGCCUCAGCCGCAGCCGGGCCUGGUGCCGUACAUCUAUCCUCCACUAAGUAAUAUAGGUGCCCGCCUGACACCAGAGCAGUGCCAAGUGGUGGCUGGGAAGAUCCCCUGUGCAAAUGCCCUUGACCAAGCUGCCUGCUUCCAGGCUGGCUGCUGCUAUGAUGGGACUGACCCAACUACUCCUUGCUACUAUGGAAACACAGUCACUCUUCAGUGCCUCAUGGAUGGUCACUUUAUUCUGGUGGUCUCCAGGGACAUGUCUGACCACCCCAUCAUCCUGGACAAUGUACGGCUAGCCUAUGCCCAGGCAGGGUGCAAUCCCAUCAGCAUGACAGAAGCUUUUGUGCUCUUCCGCUUCCCCGUCACACAAUGUGGCACCACAGUACAGGUGAUUGGGGACAAACUGAUCUAUGAGAAUCAGCUGAUCUCUGGCAUUGACAUACAGACUGGGCCACAGGGCUCCAUCACUCGGGACAGCACCUUCAUCCUCCAUGCUCGUUGCAUCUACAAUGCUAGUGACUUCCUGCCAGUCCAGGUCAAGGUCUUCUUGCCCCCUAUACCUGCACCAGUCACCCAGGCAGGACCCCUCCGGUUUGAGCUGCGCAUCGCCACAGACCUGAGCUACACAUCCUAUCUCACAGAGAGAGACUAUCCUGUGGUGAAGGUGCUCAGGGACCCAGUCUAUGUGGAGGUUCGCAUCCUGCAGAGAACAGACCCAUCCCUGGUUCUGGUUCUGCACCAGUGCUGGGCCACCCCAAGUGCUAACCCCCUGCAGCAGCCACAGUGGCCCAUCCUGGUGGACGGGUGCCCAUUCCUAGGAGACAACUACAGAACCCAGCUUGUGCCCAUGGGCCCUGCCUCAUCUGAGCUGCCCUUCCCAACCCAUUACCAGCGCUUUGUCCUCUCCACCUUUGCCUUUGUGGACUCUACUUCCCAGAUGGUGCUCGAGGGACUGGUGUACAUCUUCUGUAGUGCUGCUGCCUGUUCACCAUCCCAGCUGGAGUCCUGCAAGACCAUAUGCCCAUCAGGGGUAACUGCAAGAGGCCGUCGGUUCCUGACUAUCCAAAAUGAGACAGAGCCUGUCAAUGUGGUGAGCUCUCGUGGGCCUGUGACUUUCCAGAACAGCCCAGAGGCAUUCAAAGAGCCAGUCUACCAGUCCCACCCCUCCGCUCACCUUACAAAGCCCCAGUCCCACAGAUUCCCUAACUAUGAGAAGUGGCUGUGGGGCAGGGCUUCUUCCUUAACACCUUCAACCAUGGGGCUGGGCUGUAGGUAUUUUGUGGGCUUAGUACUCCUCUGGUCCCUGGGGACAGCCCUUGGGCAGGGGGACUUCCGCAGGGUCAGUUUUUCUGUCUUGCAGCGUGGAUAUGAGUAUGAUUGCGGAGACUAUGGGAUGCAACUGCUGGUCCUUCCCAGCCAGGACCGCACUGUCCGCUUCAAAGUUGUGGAUGAGUUUGGGACUCCCUUUGAAGUUACAAACUGCUCCAUCUGCCUUCACUGGAUCGCAUCUGGCGAGAAAGGGGAGGUGAUCUUCUCAGCUGGCUACAAUGGCUGCCAUGUGCUCAAGCAGGAUGGCCGUAACCACCUGAGGGUCCGAGUGGAGGAACUACUGAGCACCGGGGCCAUCGCUGCCACCCGUGACGUGACCAUGACCUGCCCCAAGCCCACUGAACAUGACUUAUCCCCAGAGGAGACCAUGCGCUACGUGCCCCAGCCGCAGCCGGGCCUGGUGCGCCCGGUGCCCCAGCCGCAGCCGCAGCCGGGCCUGGUGCGCCCGGUGCCCCAGCCGCAGCCGCAGCCGGGCCUGGUGCGCCCGGUGCCCCAGCCGCAGCCGGGCCUGGUGCGCCCGGUGCCCCACAUCUAUCCUCCACCAAGCAGCAUAGGUGCCCAUCUCACACAGGAGCAGUGCCAUGUGGUGGCUGGGAAGAUCCCCUGUGCAGAUGCCCCAGGCCGAGCUGCUUGCUUCCAGGCUGGUUGUUGUUAUGAUGAGACUGACCCAACUACCCUCUGCUACUAUGGCAACACAGUCACUGUUCAGUGCCUCGUGGAUGGUCACUUCGUUCUGGUGGUCUCCAGGGACAUGUCUGAUCACCCCAUCAUCCUGGACAGUGUCCGGCUAGCUUAUGCCCAAACAGGGUGUGACCCCAUCAGGAAGACAGAGGCUUUUGUGAUCUUCCGCUUCCCCCUCCUGCAGUGCGGCACCACAAUCCAGGUGAUCCAUGACAAACUGAUCUAUGAGAACCAGCUGAUCUCUGGCAUCGACAUCCAGACUGGGCCAGAUGGCUCCAUCACCCGGGACAGCACCUUCAUCCUCCAUGCUCGCUGCAUCUACAAUGCCAGUGACUUCCUGCCAGUCCAGGUGGAAGUCUUCUUGCCCCCCACACCUGCUCCAGUCACCCAGGCAGGACCCCUCCGGCUUGAGCUGCGCAUCGCCACAGAUGUGAGCUACACAUCCUAUCUCACGGAGAGAGACUACCCUGUGGUGAAGGUGCUCAGGGACCCUGUCUUCGUGGAGGUUCGCAUCCUGCAGAGAACAGACCCAUCCCUGGUUCUGGUUCUGCACCAAUGUUGGGCCACCCCAAGUGCUAGCCCCCUGCAACAGCCACAGUGGCCCAUCCUGGUGGACGGGUGCCCAUUCCUGGGAGACAACUACAGAACCCAGCUUGUGCCCAUGGUCCCUGCCUCAUCUGAGCUGCCCUUCCCAACCCAUCACCAGCGCUUUGUCCUCUCCACCUUUGCCUUUGUGGACUCUGCCUCCCAGGUGGUGCUUGAUGGACAGGUGUACAUUUACUGUAGCGCCUCCACUUGCUACCCCUCCCAGCUGGAGCCCUGCAGGACCAUGUGCCCAUCAGGUGCUGCUACAAGAGGCCGCCGGUUCCUGAAUAUCAACAAUGGGACAGGAGAGCCCCAGGACCUGGUGCGUUCUCAUGGCCCCAUGAUCUUUCAGGAGAGCCCUGAGCCAUGGAGAGAACAAGUCUAUGAGAACAUGGGAGAAGCAGCUGGAUGA